Molecule: messenger RNA, 4782 nt
Organism: Durusdinium trenchii
Lineage: Eukaryota; Dinophyceae; Suessiales; Symbiodiniaceae
Source: the annotation of a GenBank genome assembly
AUGUUCCAGGAAGCCUUAGAGCAACUGAUUCUCCUGUGCUUGAACCCCUACUUGGAAGGAAUCCGUUUGGGCUCCCUGCACAAAGGCAUUUGGAAUGGCCUCAUCGAAUUGAAAGAGUUGAAAGUGAAGCCAGAGGUGCUCGCUUUACUGGGAGUUCCAGGGUUCCGCGUCGAGAAGGGACACAUCAAUCUGAUCAGGCUGGUGAUCCCAUGGUCCUCCCUGGCCAGUGGGAAGGUGAGCCUUGAGGUGAGUGGAAUUCACAUCGAGGUGGAGCAAAUGGCGGAGUCCCGAUCGAAAGAGGAGCUCAUCCAAUCCAUGCGCGAAGCGAAGCAGCAGGCCAUCAACUUGCGGGUGGAACAGGUCCGCAACCUGCUGGAGCAGCGCCGCAAGGCCGCUGAAAAAGUGGCUGGGACAGAUGAGGGCUUCGGCAUGAAGGUGGCUCGAAGGUUCAUCAACAAUGUCACCGUCUCCAUCAAAGAUGUAGAGGUCUCCUUUAGCAGCAAAGCCUUGGGAAUUGCCACGAGCCUGAAGCUGCCGAAUUUGGCGGUGCUCUCCACUGACGAGUCCUUUCAGGAGCCCGUGAACGACGAAGUAGUCCAGAUUGCAGACGAUUCGAUGUUCAAGGUGAUGAGGAUCGAUGGCUUCUCUCUGCAGCUGUCCUGUGGAGAUUUGGGUAGCCUGAAGGAUGCCAAGUAUGUAUUGAGUCCCAUGAGUACCAGUCUGAAGCUCGCGCAUGUGCCGCGAGAGCAGCGUGUCUUCUUGGAGUUGGAUUUGGGUGUUGGAAAGAUGUCAGAGGUUCAGUUGACCAGCUCUCAAGUGAAGCAGCUGCUCAAGGCAGCAGCUGGCCUUGCAGAAGAGGAUGCAAGACUCAAAGCCUUAAUGGUUCCUGAAGAGAUUGGAAGUGCAGCUCUGAUCAUGGAAGACAAGCUGAAGGCGGAGUAUGGUUUGCUCUACAAGCGCCACCUCAUGUUCGAACGAAGUUUGGUGGUGGAUGAGAUGAAGCUGACGCCGGACGAAGAGAGGCGCCAGCAGCUCUUAGAGGAUGCCCUGCCUGUGGAGCUUCUGGCUGCGAACCGCAUUGCAGCAGUGGAGCUUGCGGAGGCCCGACAAGAGCAGAUGCCAGGCUUCUUCAGCCAACUUUGGGGCCGCUACUUCUGCUGUGUAGCCACCACAAAAGCUGGUGGUGUGGGUAUGGAGGAGCUCCAAGAUGCCACGGAGUUUGAGGCGGUCGAGGCCCCGGCCAAUGUCCUCGCUGAGGUCCGCUUCUCGGACCUCUCCGUCAAGCUUCACGACGAUGCGGAGGAGGAGACGAGCCUGCUCAGAAAGGUCUUGGAGCUCUACGUCUACAGCACCGAGUUCACGGCUGCAGUGCAGACGGGGGUGGAUUACCGGGGGAAGUCUUCGGCCAACCUCCGUGUAGCAGGCUCCUUCGGUGGAGUUGAGGCACAACAUUGUGGUGACGAUGUGAUCAGGAUCCGGACGGAGGAUGAAGAGAGAGGAAGUGCAGCCAAGUUCGCCUUGGAAAACAGGUUGGAAGAGACCUGCAACGUUUUGUCGGUCAUGCUGCAUACCGCACCGCUGGAUGUGAACUUUAUCCCCAGCAUGGUCCCCAAGUUGCUGGAAAUGCUACAGCCCCCUGAGACCGCAGAGCCGUCUGCGGUCGCUGCGCCCGGCGACCUGCCUGUGGAGCCGGUGUCGCCCACCUCGCCGGUGUCACCGGUUAGCCGGGCGGCCAGCAUGACGCAGGAGGCUGCUGUCCAUGCCUUGUUGGGGAAGGAGGGCGACGUGGCACAGUAUGCGGAUGCGGCGUUCGAUCGAGCACCCGACCAAGUGAACUUGGACGUCAUGUUGGCAGCGCCACGGAUUCACAUCCCAGUGAAGGACUUGGGAUCUGUGACUGUGAACCUGGGUUCCAUGAAGAUCUGCACACCAGAGCGAUGUUCCAUGAAAGCGGUGAGGAUGGAGCUUGCAUUCGAAGACACCAUGUUGAUGGUGGCGACCAAGCGGGAAGAGUUCAAUGUCAUCAGCCCUUUGCCCAUUGACAUCAAGCUGAAUCAUUGUGAAACGGACGAUGCUCUGACGGCGGAACUGGGCCUCACCACCGGCGACCUGACACUGGUGGCAGCGCCCCAGGCGCUGGCGGUGCUCGCCAAGCUGCCGGAUGUAUUCGCCGAGCUGGCGCCGGCGGAGCAGCCGGCGGAGCAGGUGCAGAUCACUCUGGCCGAGCCCACCGAACAGGUGGAUCGUUCGAAAAUGGUCAGCGAGGUGGCAGAGAAGUCUGAAGCCGUUCAAGCGGCCACCCAGCGUGCCAAGGAGUUGACGGAAAAGCGCUUGAAGGUGAACCUCGUGGCACGCACUGGCAAGCUCGAAGUGGCGGUGUUGGAUUUGAUCCAUCCUGUCCUUACCCUUCAGUCCAGAAUCCUGGAGAAUGGCAUCGAAGUGAAGCAUGAAAGCUCCAUGACAGGCCAAAACAUGAACACCAGCGUGAACAUGAACAAGUUGGCUUUGGUGGCGUAUGCAAGGAAUCCCAGUUCACACGAGUGGGAGCCGUUGCUGGAACCCUUCCACAUCGGCGCCUCAUUGCAGUUGGAAUCGGUGAAGGAGGGCUCCGAUGCUCUCUCAACCAAGCUGUCCUGCAUGGCCCACAAUCCGCUCUUGUUGAAUGUUGCAGCACCAUCGCUCUACAGGUUGGCUGCCUUGGGGCCGAUUUUUGCUGCCAGCCUGGGUGAGGGGAGGUUUGCGGAGAAGACCCGCUAUCGUGCCAUCAACCUCUCGGGUCGGCCGUUACAACUCCAUUUCCUCGCUCCAUCCGGGCAAAGCCGGAGCAAAGAGUUGUUGCCGGAUGGCUCGGAGGUCUCCCUGGAGGACGAAGUCUUGACCUAUGGGGCCAGCGAAAUCACCGUGACCUUGAAGGGAGAGGAAGCUUCGGAGCCGCUCUCAGUGGAGAGUUGCCAUGCCACGGAGAUCCCGGGGACUUUCUGCGUGGCGGAGAUGUUGAUGCCGGAGCCAGGUUGCCGCACGCUCCUUUUGGCCUCGCCCUUGCGAGUGCACAACACCUGCGACGUGCCACUGGAACUGAAGGUCCGCAACGGUCAGCAGGCCAGAGGGACCUUCAGCUGCAAUGCUGCCUUCCUAGGCGAAGCACCUGCAGCUUACGCCGUGCAGAGCAACCUUCGUCCCAGAGACCUCGCCUCGAAAGCAGAGGACACCUGUCUUUUGAUGCCGAAUGAGAUUCUUGCCGUACCAGAAUUUGCCAUUGAAAAGGGUGAUGCUCUUCGAGCGGAUCUGCUUAUGCGGCCGUUCGCGGAGGGCCACGAGUUCAGUACCUCGUUCAGCCUCAGCAACCACCUGCGCUCGGAGUCCUACACCUUCCCCGUGACCUGUGGCCGUGAGGCCGAGGAGGGUCCUGCGUCGUUGCCCCGAAUCCUGGGAUCCAAAGACAACGGGGGCUACGGCUACAUCCAGCGAAAGGCGGAUGAAAAAGUGCGAGUGGGAGCUGAGAAGGAUGAAGGCACAAAAGCACCAAAGCCCAAGCCGAAAAGCAUUUGUGCGUGUGGACAGUCUGGGAUGGUGACGGAUCCUGCAGACGAGGACCUCGUGGAGGAGCUCGACUCGGUCUCUCUCCUGAGUUGCCGGUUGCAGCGAAAAGCCGCUGCGAAGCACUUGCAGGUGGUGAGGCUCACUGUUCGACCUGCCCUGACCUUGGUCAAUGCCGUCCCAGAGAUGGACAUGAAUGUUGGGUAUCGCACGCCCUCCAAGGCCAUGCCAAACCUGCUUGAUCGCAGACCCUGGAAAGAGGUGCCACUUCCCUCGAUGGUUGCUGUGAAUGUCUAUGAGCUUCCAGCGGAAGCACAUGACCGGGGCGUGGAGCUUCGCACACACUUGGGCACCGAAGAGGAGACGCCGUGGUCCUCGGUGGUGUUGCUUCGGUCCUCGGCCCUGGAGAACAGCGCGGAGAUGCUGGAGAUGGAUGCCAAAUUAUCGGCCACAGGUGCAGCAGCAGGAAUAGUGGCACAACCAUUGGGUGCUGGUCGAGUGCGACUGUCAUGCCCAAGACUUUUUGCACACCGCUUGGAUGACUUGAAGCCAGAGGAGGAGCUGCAGCUGCUGUGCAAUGGUGCACCGCUGCCAAAAAUCAAUGAUUUCACACUGCUUCCAACCAACUGCGAGUCGAAGAAGUGUGAGGUGCAUGUGCGGCGCUUUGUGGAGGGAACCCUGAGAGAGAUGAAGCUCAACGUGACCAUGCCAGUCGCCUUCGACACCUUUGAUUGCAAGACUCCUUGGGGCACUGGAUACUACUGCAUACAGACAGAGGACUUGGCUGCAAGCGGCUUGUUGGGUGCCAGUUGCAAGGUCUCCACCCUCCGACCUCGUUUGGUGGUCCUGAACGCCUCAGAUGCUGAUCUGGAGCUACAAGAACCUGAUGGGAGCAUCCUGGUGCUUCGAGCGCAAGAGUCAAAACCAUGCCACUGGCACAUCUCCGAGAAGAGCAAGGGCGCAUCUUCAUUUCGUCUUCGUCCAUUGGAAGGUGACUCGAAGGUGAGCUGGUCAGCUGCGAUCCCUUGCAGUGAGCAAGCAGCUGGAUCCACACCUUUGCUUCUUUCAGCCACCGGAAGCUCGAGCCACGUGCCCUUGGUGUGGACCGCAGAGAUCGCACCUUCCUUCGGAGCCUUCUCGGUGGUGCUGAAGAGCCUUGGAGGGCCUGGAGUAGGCGCGCGCAGUGCGAGGUCUGGAGGACGAGAACGUGUGGAACAUGCCGACAUGGAGCCCUGUGGCCGAUGA